Messenger RNA from Nilaparvata lugens (brown planthopper), 324 nucleotides. RefSeq names its product opsin-VA-like. Gene Ontology annotation, molecular function: G protein-coupled receptor activity. NCBI's taxonomy places the organism in Eukaryota, Metazoa, Arthropoda, Insecta, Hemiptera, Delphacidae. Gene Ontology annotation, cellular component: photoreceptor outer segment; membrane. The transcript has 3 exons. The record is from RefSeq and is a predicted model, not a curated record. Gene Ontology annotation, biological process: G protein-coupled receptor signaling pathway. The coding region runs from base 1 to 306 and encodes 101 amino acids.
AUGUGCACCGAGAACGUUCGAGUAGGCGGUCACGUGACCAAGGCAGAGAAGAAGGUGGCAAUGAUGGUUGCCAUAAUGAUAGUGGCGUUCUUCUUCGCGUGGACGCCCUACGCCAUCUUGGCUCUGCUGAUUGCAUUCGCCGACGCCCAGGUGGCGCCCUGGCUCAGUGUGGUGCCAGCCCUCAUGGCUAAGAGCUCCAUCUGCUACAACCCUAUCAUCUAUGUGGUGCUCAACACACAGUUCCGGUCAGCCUGGCGACGUCUCCUCGGCGUGACUGUCUCUCUAGAACAUCCGGCGAGGUGGUAGGACCCUGGCCAGUCCGGC